AGUAGUAGUAAUAAUAAUAAUAAUAAUAAUAAUAAUAAUAAUAAUAAUAAUAAUAAUUGUUUAAAAAGAGGCAAAAGUGAUAAUCUUUCAACGGGUUCGGUAUCAUUGGAUUCAACUCAUGCCUUAAUACCUGCACCAAGUAGUAUGUCAUCGUUGUUAUCAAUGAGUCAACACUUAAGGUUAUUGGAUAACCCAAUGACAGUAUCGGCCAUAUCAGCGGCCACUGCGAUGUCUCACUUGAUUGACAUGAAUACAGCUUUCGGUGGUGAUCAAAAUGAAUUGGAAAGCCAUAUGUUACGCCAUUCAUUAGAUAUGAAUACAUUGGAGAGUCUUAAAUAUGGGUUUAAUGUAAAUCAAAUUCACGGACUAUUUAUGUCAUCAAAAAAACAAAAGUCAAAACAUUUGAUUGCAAAUAGUGAACACUUAGUUGAUAUACCAUUGAAGAAAUCAUCUGAAAUAAAGAAAGAAUGUUUACCAACGAAAAGCGAGGACAAGAGUAGGAGUGAAUCGCUGAAUACCAAUGCAUUUCCAUGUAGUUCCUGUCAUAAGACAUUUGCCACAGAAGUCGACCUAAAGGCACAUUUGAUGAGACAUAUGACUCAACAUCCUUUUAGUAAUAUAAAAUUAUUUAAUAAUAAUGAUAAUAAUAAUAAUAAUAAUAAGUGUUUAAAUUCAGAUAAGAAUAUCAAAGAAAAUAGUGAUAUAUUAACUGAAAAACAAAUGUCUAAAGAUUGUGAUUUAAGAGAUGAUAAUAUAAGUGACAAAUGUAUGAAUGAGUCGAUUGAUGAUAACAGUUUGAAUGACAAGAUCGGUGAUGAAGAUGAUAAUAAUAACAAUAAAACGGUUGAUGGACACAAUAAUGUGAAGAAUAAUGAGAGUGACCAUCAAAAUAAUAUGAUUGUCAGUGAUGGACACAUGGAUUUGGCGUUUGGUGCGCCUCCGUUUAAUUUGGGUUCACGAAGUAUUGAAAUUAAAAAUGAAAAACUAUUGAUAACAAUGUUAGAGGGCAUACAUCCCGUUACUGAGCAGAGUUAUGUGUUGUACAAGUGCUGUCUCUGCGGGUUUGCUUUUCCGAGCUUAGAGCCAAUUGUGUUGCACCUGCAGACCAGUCAUUUGAAUACAAGCAAAGAGUUUACUUGUGAUAAAUGUGGGGCUAAUUUCAAAUGGAGAAGUGAAUUGACUCUUCACGAACAGCUUCAUAAAGCAAUGGAUCAAAACGAGACUAAUGGUAAUCAUCUUAUGAAUCCAAGUUUGGUAUCAUUAAUGCACAGCAAUAGCAAUACAGACUUUGGAGGACAUAAUAUGUCGACAAAUGAAUCGUUUGAGAGCAACAAUAAUAACAUUUUUGUUAAGAAUAGAAAUAUUAAUUAUAGAGAUAAAGAUAAAGAUAAUAGUGAACUAAAGCAUAUGAAAAACAAUUACAGAUCACACAAAAAGUUUAUUUUACAGACAAAACAACAACAAAUUAGACGUAACAAAGAUCUGUUAACACAACAUCAUAAGCAACAACAACAUAAGCAUCAACAACAACAACAAUCACUAUCACCACCACAUACUUGUAAUGUCGACCAAAAUAUUAUAGAGUUGUCUCAAAAGUUUCCACAAACAAUGGGUGAUAUUGAAGAAACAUCUCCGGGACAGUUCAAGUGUCGAUUUUGUGACAAAACGUUUGAUCGGAUAUUUUCAGUUCACAGACACGAAAGAGUUCACACAGGGUUUAAACCGUGUAUUUGUAAGACGUGUGGCCGCGGUUUCAGUGAAAAAAGGAAUCUCAGACAUCAUAUAAUCCGUUUUCAUAGCGAUGGCAGUGGAAGGGAGUUAUUGAAGAGGAAUAGAAAAGACAAGAAUAAUGGCAAUAAUGGUAGCAAUACUACUACUAUCUCUAGUAAUAGUAAUAGUAAUAGUAAUGGUAAUAAUAGUCAGCAAAAAGUAGCGACUAAUUUAAAAAAGGUUGCGCUGAAGAUAUUGAAUGCUAAUGAAAGUGUUAGUGUUAUGGAAGACAAUGAAGAGGUAAUGAGCGAAGAUAAACAAUAUAUAGGCGAUGAACAUAUUAAUAGACAGACAGACAAAGAGAUGACUGAAGAGGAAAAUGUAAACAUAAUUAAAGAAUGGGAAGAAAUUGAAGACAAACUUAAUAACAAUAGUAAUAAAGACACGAAAGAAAUUUGCGAUAAGUUGUCCGAUUGUAAAGCAGAUACGACUCAAAUGAUUAAUUUGAAUCCAUCAAAGAGAAGACGAAAAGGAAAACCUUUAAAAAAGAUUAUUAAAACCCAAGAGUUUUCUAGUGAUUCUGAUUGUCUUUCAGGAGAAGAGAACAAAGUGAUGAAUAUUGAAGAGAAAAUUAAUAAAAUAAAACAAGAGAACUAUGAACAAGAAGUAGAAGAUAAUGAUGAAAAUGAAGAAGAUAAAGAAGAGUCAGUAUUAAUGGCUGAUAAUGAAGAACCAGAUAUUAAUCCAAAUGACUUUUUGGAGACUAAACUUCAAUGUCACGGAGCAUUCUUUUCGUCUUAUAAUCCAAGGUUAGGAGUGGUGGAAAAGCCAGUUAAACGACAAGAGGCAUGUCGUCCACUGAUGGGUCCCGACGGCAAACUUUUAUAUCCAUGUAGUUAUUGUAACAAAACGUUUUGUUCGCUUUCAGAUCUCAAUCGUCACAUGAAUUUUCAUGAAGACGUGCGACCAUUUAAAUGUGAUUUUUGUGAAUAUCAGAGUCGCACCAAUAGUCAGCUUAAAGUUCAUAUGAUGAGACACGCGGGUAUUAAACAAUAUUUAUGUCAGAUCUGUAACUAUAACGGUGUGACACAAUCAGAUCUGAACCGUCAUUGUAAGACCCGAUCACAUGCCUUAAGAAGCGCUAAUAUAUGUCCUCUUUGUUCGCUUGGAUUUGCGACACAAACUCUACUCGACGACCAUAUUCUCAAAUUUCACGAGACAUCCGAAUCGGCCAACAGUUGCGAUAAGAGUGGACAACAAAAUACAACAAACAAUAAUGAGCUUUCAUUUUCAUCAAAACAAUUUUCAGUCAAAGAAAUUUUGAAUUAGAGUUUGAUUUGUCAUUAGAUAUCAUACUUUAGUAAAUUAUAUGAUUAAGAGUUAUAUUUAAUUAUUUUAUUUGAUAUGAUUUGAUAUAUUUUACAUUUAAUAAAGAGCUGAAUAUUUAUUGCUUUUAUAUACCGUAUAUUAUACAGUAUA
Oppia nitens is the source of this 3189-nucleotide messenger RNA. RefSeq names its product zinc finger protein 91-like. Lineage: Eukaryota; Metazoa; Arthropoda; Arachnida; Sarcoptiformes; Oppiidae. Gene Ontology annotation, cellular component: nucleus. The transcript is spliced from 7 exons. The annotation marks the transcript as partial. The record is from RefSeq and is a predicted model, not a curated record.